Molecule: messenger RNA, 291 nt
Organism: Dovyalis caffra
Lineage: Eukaryota; Viridiplantae; Streptophyta; Magnoliopsida; Malpighiales; Salicaceae
Source: the annotation of a GenBank genome assembly
AUGGCAUUAAGGCGCUUAUUUGGGUUCUCAGAUGGGGAGUUGAUGAGGUCAGAUUGUAAGCCUUGCUCUAGAUUAAUGAGGCAAACAGCUGGAAUUUUUAGUGUUGGAGGAGCAUUUGGUUUCUGGAUUCUAUGUAGGUUGCAUUAUGGUCCUAGAAUUACAAAUCCUAGGAGUUUUCGGUGGGCUGCUUGUGGAGCUAUUUGUUGGAGCUCAACUUCCGCUCUGCUGGUCCGCCUUUUUAGCCCUGAAUGUGAACCCCAGAAUAUAGCUGCUUAUGACAAAUUAAAAUAG